AGGUUUUGACCUGUACAUCAGAACACAAAUGGUACUGUUUACAAUGCGCAGUAAAAGGCCAAGAAUUUGAAAUGACAGAUGAUGUUGACAUCAUUGACAGUUUCUUAUGUCAAAUGAUGUCAAGGCAAAGGAAAAAUAAAUUUGUACAGGCGAAAAUUAUUUUCGUAUUCAAUGAAUAAAUGUUAAAUAUGCAAUUUGAAAUCGAAUCAAUUAAUAAAUCAACUUUAAAUUAUACUUAUAAUAUAGACGAAUCUUUAGAGGUAUUGGAUGCGAAAGAUGUAAGUUAUAACUAUUUCUUUCAAAAUUUUAUGUUACCCAACAAACCCUGUGUUAUCAAAAGUAUUUCUGAAGACUGGAAUUGUCCGAAGGAUUGGAUAGAGAACGAUAAGAUUAAUAUAAAAUAUUUAGGGCAGCAUUAUGGCUCUGAUGAAGUUACCGUUUAUGACUGUAAAGAACGAUACUUCAAUACACAAAAAUCGAAGAAAAUUACAUUUAAAGAAUACUUAAAUGAAGCACAAGUGUCCGAAUCGCACGUUUCGUUUCCUUUGGAAGAAUACGUAAAAAAUUGGCAUUUGAAAUUAAAUCAUACGGAUGAUAAUUUCUACGAGGUGCCAAUUUUCUUUGCCUCAGAUUGGCUAAACGAAUUUUACAUUGAAAAUACAAGCGACGAUUAUAGGUUUGUUUAUAUGGGAUCAGAUAAAACUUGGACUCCAUUUCAUGUAGACGUAUUCACCUCGUACAGUUGGUCUGUGAACGUUUACGGCAAGAAAAAAUGGCUGUUAUUUCCUCCAGGCGAAGAAGAAUUUUUAAAAGAUGAACUGGGCAAUAUACCUUACAGCAUACUGUCCAAGAAUUCUACAUCCAUUGGAGAUAGAAAAUAUUAUGAAGUAAUCCAACAUUCUGGAGAAGCCAUUUUUGUUCCUGCAGGUUGGCACCAUGAAGUCUACAAUUUAGGCGAUACAAUAUCCAUAAACCACAAUUGGAUAAAUGGCUGUAACAUUCACAGUAUGUAUCGAGCCCUACUUUCUAACUUGCGGGACAUAAAAAUCGAAAUCCAAGACUGCAAAGAUAUGGAAGAUUUUGAACAACAUUGCCAGAUUAUGUUGAACGCCCUAUUUGGCAUGGACUUGAAAAUGUUUUACGAAUUCCUUAAAUUCAUAGCUACGAAACGAAUUAGAAUGAUCGAAAACGAGCCGGAGAGGGUGAUGUAUCACGGUCACAUUAUCGGUAUUAAUCACAUACUAUUCGACUUGAGAGCUAUUAGGGAAGUUUUGGAAAUCUUUGUACAGUAUGAAGAGAUCGAGUUAUUAGAUUAUUUCAGCGAUACAAAUUAUUCUCCACAACGUUUGUUAGAAGAAAUAGAUUUUAAAUUAAAAUUAUCAGACUGACAUGAAUUUUCAAUUUGUUCCAACAGGUUAUCUCUACUUCAUUCUAACUGUUAAUAAUUGUUGUAAGUAAGCAAAUCUUGCAAGUGGUUUUGUACACUGUAACAAUGGAUUAAAAUAUGCGAAUUAAUUUCAAGAGUCACUAAAAAACAAUGAUAAUAAUUACCGAGUACAAUUAUUCCAUAAAAAAUCAUUCCACUUUUUAAUUAACAUUUAAUGGCAACGUUUCUCAGUAUUGUACGUUUCCUCUUUGUUGAAAUAUGAUUUGUGAAACUUACUUGUAUAAAAGCUUGUGCGCGAUAGGUAACGAUUAACUUUCGCGAGCAAGUAACCAUCAACAAUAUUGCACAAUAUUGCAACGCAAUAAGUGGGCUGUAAACAUUCAGAGCGUUCUCUUCCACUUCCAGCUGUUUGUUGUUAUAUCGUUUUAGUUUAGUUUUCAAUUGCAAUUUUAUACUGCAGUGUAGAUUGCGCGUUGAUAUUAACGAACGUAUCGGUCAGUCGAUAUGGAAGUGACUGACAAAGAACCGAUCCCUCGAGCUAUUCAGGAUAUUAUCCAUGAAACGGUGGACAGAGCCAUUGCGACGUUAUUGGAAAGUGGAUUAAUAAAACGGGCCCGAUCGCAUUCUAGAUCUCGCAGUAAAGGUAAAAAGGGAAAAGGAAAAAAACGAAGUUCCAGUUCAUCGUCGAGUUCUUCGAGUUCGAGCUCUUCGGAAAGCGACAGCGACCGCAGAGGACGAAGAGGAAAAUCAAAGAAACGCCAUCGUUCUAGAUCAUUAGACGGGUCGAAAGGAGGUAAAGGACGAAGGGCGAGAUCCCGAUCUGGAGGUAGGCACUCCAAGCACUCAAAGCAUCACCAUAAACAGGACAAGAGGGAUUGGUACCGUCAUCACAAAACAUCAUCGGCGUCCCUUCUGCCCUUAUACUACUACCAUUAUUUCAAUUGUCCUCACAACGGCAAAGAGGGACUCGAAACGGAGGUUCACGGUAAGAGAGGCUGGCAUAAGAAACAUUCUCGAAGAUUCCGUUGCCCCUUCGCCGGAGUGGCAGGCGCGCACACCACUGACGAUGAGAAAAAGGGCCCAGAUGCUGAUAGAGCCGCGCAUCUGACCAAAGAUUUCGAAAAUUUGGAUGUCGAGGACAAGGAGAAAUUUUAUUUGGCUUAAAUUACGCCGGUUUUUUUAUUUUUUUAUACUAACAUAAUUGAGUAAGAUGUAGUGUAGGAAUAUGUACUCGUAAAAGUUUAUGGCAAUAAACCUAUAUUGAAUGGUUAGUAUAAUUUUUAUUCUUAAAUUUCAAGGUAAAUUUUUAAUUUGGUUAUAGCAUUUUUUUUAUUAAAAAUUGUUAAGUAA
This is a messenger RNA of Phyllotreta striolata, 2737 nucleotides long. Lineage: Eukaryota; Metazoa; Arthropoda; Insecta; Coleoptera; Chrysomelidae. The record is from the annotation of a GenBank genome assembly.